Cynoglossus semilaevis (tongue sole) is the source of this 1126-nucleotide messenger RNA. Its product is annotated as protein TMEPAI-like. Gene Ontology annotation, biological process: negative regulation of transforming growth factor beta receptor signaling pathway. Bases 480 to 1082 code for a protein of 200 amino acids. Gene Ontology annotation, molecular function: R-SMAD binding. Gene Ontology annotation, cellular component: Golgi membrane; early endosome membrane. Lineage: Eukaryota; Metazoa; Chordata; Actinopteri; Pleuronectiformes; Cynoglossidae. The record is from RefSeq and is a predicted model, not a curated record. The transcript has 3 exons.
UUUUUCAAAGCAGCCAGUUGCUCAGUUUGAUGGACAGCAGCGCUGUGCUGCGUGUACCAACGCGGACGCGGCAGCAGGGUAAUAAUCUGAUCAGUCUGAUGAGUUGUCUGGCUGACUCUGACUGACCAUUGUUCCCGGCUCCCUCCCCCUACGUCCACAGACGAACACAGACAGACCGAGGAGGGGGGGGGCAGGAACACAGCAGACACACCACAGAGCGUGUGUGGAUGCAGACGGUCCAUGUAUCACACGGAGCUCCCUGUCCCUCAUGUAACCUGCUCGUCCGCUGUGUUGGCCGCUGAACGGCGGCUGCAACGUCCGCUCCUCUCCGUCCUCGCUGUUCAUUUGUUUUUUUUUCCCAGCCGCAGCAGGCGGAGCUGCACCCCGUCGAUGUUUCUCUCUCGGUCCCGGGAAGCUCCAGCAACUCAAGGUCAAAUGGUUUUUACUGCUGCAGCUGCAUCAGGGCGCAGGACCAGGGCAUGGACAUAUCUGAACUGGAGUUAGUUCAGAUAAUAACAAUCGUCCUGGUGAUGAGCCUCAUCACAGUCGUGAUCAUCUGUCUGCUCAGCCAUUAUUGGCUGCCAGCACUGGCCUUCUUCACCAGGGUCAGCCACGUCCAGAGAGACCAGGCCACGCGACUGGUGAUCCACAGCCAUCUCCACAGGCCGCCCUUCAUGCAGCCGCAGCGACAGCAGCAUCUGUAUCGUCUGCAGCCGGUCUACCCUUACCUGCGGCAGGAAAUCAUAAAUCUCCCUCCAAUCAUCUGCCUCUCAGAUGGCGAGGAGCGGCUGCCUUACAAAGGCCCCUGCAGGUUGAAGCUGCGGGACCCGGAGCAGCAGCUGGAACUGAGACGAGCCACCGUGAGCGCUCCGCCGAAUCGGAGCGUUUUUGAUAUUGACCCGACGGGUGUGGAUCCUGGAUCCAGGACUGACAUGGAGGACUUCCCGCCGCCCUCCUACGGCGAGGCGAUGGUGAUCGAGGACUUCUCUACCUCUACGGCCUGUUUCGCGGAGCACUGCGAUCAUGUCGCACCUGCAGAGAACAAAAGUUCGGAAUGUGACAGUUUACACACGGUCCCCUAAUAAUGACGUCAGUGAUCGUGAUCGCACAACCUGCACUAACUUGA